Molecule: messenger RNA, 737 nt
Organism: Sorex fumeus (smoky shrew)
Lineage: Eukaryota; Metazoa; Chordata; Mammalia; Eulipotyphla; Soricidae
Gene: FAM162A
Product: family with sequence similarity 162 member A
Exons: 5
Coding region: 94-564 (156 amino acids)
Biological process (GO): cellular response to hypoxia; positive regulation of release of cytochrome c from mitochondria; neuron apoptotic process
Cellular component (GO): mitochondrion
Source: RefSeq, a predicted model, not a curated record
CCGGCCCUCGCGCUCCGGGGCUCUCGGUGACAUUGAACGCUCGGGCCGCGUCGUCACCCCGGACGCGCCGUGCGGGCCUGCGAGUCGGCGGCCAUGGGGAGCGUCCGCGGCCUGCGCCUGCUGGCGGGAAGCUGUUUGAGGGUACCUGGAAGAGAUGCUUCUUCAUCUCCCCGGCUUUCCAGAAACUCUGAUUUGAAGAUAAUGAAUGGAUUUUGCACCAAACCACAGGAAAGCCCGAAAACAACUCCAUCCUCCGCGCCCAGGCACCGAGUCCCGCUGCACAAGCCCACGGAUUGGGAGCGCAAGAUCCUCAUCUGGUCAGGUCGCUUCAAGAAGGAAGAGGAAAUUCCAGAGACGAUCUCGUUUGAGAUGCUUGAUGCUGCGAAGAACAGAAUGCGGGUGAAGAUCAGCUAUAUAAUGAUGGCCCUGACAGUGGUAGGAUGCAUCUUCAUGGUUGUUGAGGGCAAGAAGGCUGCCAGAAGACAUGAGACUCUAACAAGCCUGAACUUAGAAAAGAAAGCUCGUCUGAGAGAGGAAGCAGCUUUGAAGGCCAAAACCGAGUAAGGAGAGGUGUCCCUGUUGACUGGAUUUUUCACAGUUCAGGAUAACGUUGCUGAGUCAAGCCUGUAUUAUAAAGAAUGUGGUACGAGAUCCAUUUCAUGGAAAUAUGGUUUGCAGUCUUACACAAAUACUCUAUUUCUGCUCUGUAGGCAUAAAUAAAUGUUCUUUCAAAAGGG